Molecule: messenger RNA, 1269 nt
Organism: Durusdinium trenchii
Lineage: Eukaryota; Dinophyceae; Suessiales; Symbiodiniaceae
Source: the annotation of a GenBank genome assembly
GAUUAAAGUAGGACAACCAUUCUGAUGGCCAUGGCUUGGCUGCUCCUGCUCUUGCUGGUUCCAGCUGCCGGGAAGACUUGCCCCAGCGGAUGUAAAUGUUCGAAGGGGCCUGGUGGUGGUGAUUGCGGCAUGACCGUGACAUGUCGAAAUCUCAUUGCUGGCUUUCCAAAAGGAGAGCAGUACCCUGAAGGCCUGGACUGCCUUUUCAUCCACAGCCCAAAGCUACGGCACUUGCCCCUGGAACAAAAGCAGGCUGGGCUGCAAGCCAUACCUCCAAGCGUUCGCCGCCUGGACCUGUCUGAAAGCCGACUGCGGCAACUUCCAGGUCGGAGCCUUCCUCGACGACUGCGAGUUUUGAAUUUGGAGUUCAAUGAGUUGGAAGAACUACCAGAAGAUGCAUUCCAAGGGCUUUCCAAGCUCAAGGUCCUUUGGCUUACUGGAAACCAUUAUCAAAUGGGCGAGAAAGGCUACAAAAAAAUGAAGGUAGCUGGAAACCGACUUCAGCAUCUUCAUCCGAAACUGUUCGAAGGGCUUUCCAGCUUGCAGGUGUUGCUUUUGCAUCACAACAAGCUGGAGAUGCUUCCGAAAGAUGUUUUUGAGGGACUGUCCAAGCUUCGAGUGUUGAAGCUGCUGGACAACCCUUUCACACCGCCACUAAGCAGGAGACAUCCCGCCUUCGAUAAACUCUUGAAAGACAAGGUGCUGCAGCAGCUAGACCUCGAAGAGGACUCGGGCGACGCCUUGGAGGACCAGUGGGAGGAAACCGCAACAUACCUAUCAGAUGACUUCUCAAUGGGUCCCUUGCCCAAAGAAAGGCCCGAAAGCGAAGACCUUUGAUAGAAAAAAGAGUGGCUGCCAGUGGUUGCAGUGACGACUUUGGGUCACAAAAUCAUUGAUGACUUGAUAAUUUAUAUUUAAUGGUCUUUGAGCCUUCAUCACGGUUAAAGAGCACAGUUGCAUUCUUUAGGAGCCGAAGCGGGAUGGCACGUCUGAGGACGUCUUGGGCCUUCAAACAGGCUCGUCGCAAGGCCCCUCUUGAAAUCUCAAGUGUCGGGGCUGGCUUUUCUAUGACAGGCAUGUGCUACUAUCAAGGUCGAAUCACAGAUGUGCAACUGCUGCCACAAGUAUUUUCAGCACAACAACACUGUUCCAACAGCCAAAGUAUUGUUUUCAGAUUGAACAACUGUACUAGUAAGUAUACGUGCUUAGUAAGUCUUUGCAACUGUAAAUCGUUCAAUCCUGGAGAGGCUUCCGGGCUGCGGCUGUUCC